AUUCUGAUUCACAUUCUUUUUUUUUCAGAGAGAACAGGAUACUCCACAAAAGGGAAGUGGUUUGCCUACAAUCACUCAGGAUUUUUGGUUUUGUUCGUAUUUUUUAUGGGGGUUUUCUGUGGUGUGCUUGGUUGAUUGUUGUUCUUUGGGUUUUGUUUUGUUUUGUUUUAAGCUCUAAGCCCAAAUGUAGGGCUUGAACUCAAGACCUGGAGAUCAAGAAUCACAUGCUUUACCAACUGAGCCAGCCAGGCACCCCUCAUUCAGAUACUUAGUAACUUUUCUCAGAUCAUUUUAUUCUCCUUCCACUUCAUCAUGCCAAAAUUAAUGGUUAGGUUGUCACUACGAUGAAAAAUACAUACUUGUUUUCUACUAGUACUCUACCUUUUUUCUCUCUGUGUUUCAUGUAAAAGACUUGGGGCACCUGUCCGUAAGAACGUCCAGCUCUACAUCCACCCACCACACUGCCUUUCUGCUGACUGGAGUCCCAGGAUUAGAAGACUUCCAAAUCUGGAUCUCCAUCCCCUUCAGCUUCAUGUACCUCUUGGCUGUGGUAGGCAAUGGCCUGGUUAUGGCAGUGGUGGCCUGGGACAGGAACCUCCAUGAACCCAUGUAUCUCUUCCUGGCCAUGCUGGCCCUCAACGAUGUUCUCCUUUGUACUGUCACAGUGCCCAAAAUGCUUCUUAUCUUCUGGCAGGGACCUUCCCUAUCAACGUUUCCUGCAUGUCUCACACAGAUGUUUUUUGUUCAUGCUCUGUUCCUCUCUGAGUCUGCUGUUCUCUUGGCCAUGGCUUUUGAUCGGUACGUGGCUAUCUGUGUACCACUCCGUUAUGCAACCCUACUUAUGGGCUCUUUCAUCAGCAAGGUAGGUGUGGCUCUGGUGGCUCGGAGUGUGGCUGUGGUCACCCCUGGCGUCCUCCUCACUCUCCGGCUGCAUUUCUGUCGGAGCAACAUCAUCCACCAUACCUACUGCGAGAACAUGGGCAUUGCCAAGUUGGCCUGUGACAGCUAUGCCCUUAAUAGCAUUUAUGGGCUCACUGCUGCUCUUCUCACCACAGGGCUGGACUUUGUCCUCAUCACCCUGUCAUACUGGCUAAUACUGAGAACAGUCUUUCAACUACCUUCCAAGGAAGCCCGGACAAAGGCGUCUGGAACAUGUGGAGCUCAUAUAUGUGUCAUCUUGAUAUUUUAUACUCUGGCCUUCUUUUCUUUCUUCACCCAUCGCUUUGGAAAUCAUGUGCCCAGGCAUGUCCUUAUCCUCCUGGCAAACCUCUACUUACUGGUGCCACCUACCAUGAACCCCAUUGUUUAUGGGGUAAAGACGAAGGAGAUAAGGAUGCGUGUCCUAGGGCUCUGUAGCCAACCAAAAUGA
This is a messenger RNA of Ailuropoda melanoleuca (giant panda), 1369 nucleotides long. RefSeq names its product olfactory receptor 52D1. NCBI's taxonomy places the organism in Eukaryota, Metazoa, Chordata, Mammalia, Carnivora, Ursidae. The transcript has a single exon. Gene Ontology annotation, molecular function: olfactory receptor activity; G protein-coupled receptor activity. Bases 533 to 1369 code for a protein of 278 amino acids. Gene Ontology annotation, cellular component: plasma membrane. Gene Ontology annotation, biological process: G protein-coupled receptor signaling pathway. The record is from RefSeq and is a predicted model, not a curated record.